Molecule: messenger RNA, 2365 nt
Organism: Canariomyces notabilis
Lineage: Eukaryota; Fungi; Ascomycota; Sordariomycetes; Sordariales; Chaetomiaceae
Product: MFS general substrate transporter
Exons: 13
Coding region: 267-2054 (595 amino acids)
Biological process (GO): basic amino acid transport; transmembrane transport
Cellular component (GO): fungal-type vacuole membrane
Molecular function (GO): basic amino acid transmembrane transporter activity
Source: RefSeq, a predicted model, not a curated record
AUCAAACCCAAUCCAUAGUGCAAUUCUGGAAAAACGCUACACUGUUCUACGCAGCACCUACUGAUUUAGGAAGACGGGGUAGACCAAUAGAAGCAUCUAAUCGGUCGCGACAUCUACCUGGUUGUGUUCGCAAUCUGCUGCCGAAACACCGGACCAGUCUCCGGGGCGGCACAACGGCGAUAGCAUCUUGUUCUUUGAGAUACCAGAGUUGAAUUUGGUCGGAUAGGGCCGCCACUCGGUUUUUGAGUCACCACCAAUUGCGAAGAAUGGCUCGAGACUCGUCCGCAAUAGGAGACGUGCUGCCCAAUAAACCUACCGAGCAGUCACCCCUCUUAAACGGAUCUGGCGAUUCAAAUCGGCAUGGCAGUAUUGGUGCCUAUAACCCCUUUCCGGCGAAAAAGCCGCCUGGGGACUCGACGGGCAGCGUAACGGUGCUUGAGCGUUCCGCCGAGGAUGAAGAAAAUCUAGGCGAGGGCAACGUGGUAGAUGAGCGAACCGACAGGAGCUAUGUUGCGCGCAUCGUCGCGGUCCUACUCAUUGGCAUUUUUGUGGCGCACGCCGAUGGAACCAUUCUUCUGGCAACCCAUCCCAUCAUUGCCUCCGAAUUCAACGACUUGGCCAACUCGACUUGGCUCAUUACCGGCUUCACGUUGGCCGGAGCAGCCACGCAAGCAAUGUACGGCAAACUCAGCGAUAUCUAUGGCCGACGAAUGCUGGUUAUCACGGCAUACCUCAUUUUCGUUCUUGGCUGUACAAUAGUCGCCGCUGGCCAGACGAUGUGGCAAGUUGUCCUGGGCCGAGUCAUAUCCGGUGCGGGAGCCUCCGGCAUGACCGGCCUGGUGUCAAUUUUGAUUACCGAUUUACUCCCAAUCCGCGACGUUGCCCAGUGGCGCGCCUAUGUCAACCUGGUCGCCACUUUCGGCCGGAGCAUUGGAGGUCCCCUUGGCGGUUGGCUCGUCGAUGUUAUAGGAUGGCGAUGGCCCUUCCUCGGCCAAGUGCCCCUGGUCAUGCUUGCUACCUUGCUCGCAGCUAUCUACCUGCCCGGCUCAUCUUCGCCUGACCUAGUAGGUUCUUCGAGCUCUAUCGACAAUGGCUUGCCAAGUCAAAAAGCCAGAUUACGCCGCAUCGACUUCGAAGGCUCCAUCAUCUUUGCCCUCAUGGUCCUGGCACUUCUUCUGCCUAUAGAACUUGGCGGCGACAAGCUCCCCUGGACUCACCCGGCCAUUUUUGUCUUGCUUGGCCUCAGUGGAACCCUGAUAUUUGUGUUUGUCGCAGUGGAAAGGCGGCAAGAGGAGCCAGUCCUACCCCUGGAGAUAUUCCAGAGCCGGGAUGCCGUAUUCUCCUUUCUCAUUCUUGGCCUUCAAACAGCUGCACAGCUUGGGCUCAUGUUUUCGGUGCCCUUGUAUUUCUCGGUCACUGCGCGGGCAUCUAGCACUGCUUCGGGCGCCCACCUUGUACCGGCGGUGAUUGGCAACGCAUUUGGUGGUCUAAUUUCUGGUGUUAUCAUCAAAAGAUCCGGCCGAUACAAGACGCUCAUCGUCCUCGCUGUCGCCCUAUCCGCGUUAGGCUACCUCCUAUUGAUGUUCCGCUGGCAUGGCAACACCAACAUCUGGGACUCCCUCUAUAUUUUCCCCACCGGCUUUGGCACGGGCGUCGUCUAUUCGGCCGUCUUCAUCUCUCUCCAAGCCGUCAUCGACCCAGCGCACAUGGCACCCGCCGUCUCCUUCAUGUACCUGUCGAGCACCGUAGCGCUCACCAUCGGGUUGCCCCUUUCCAACGUGGUCCUGCACACUGUCUUGCGGAAGGGUCUUGGCAGAAGGCUGCCUGCCUUGGGACUAGGAUUGCAGGACGAGGAGGUUCAAAGGAUCAUCCAAAGCACCCUGUCCGACGUCGACUUCGUCGACCGUGUCACGGGCAAGGUCCGCGAUGCCAUUGUUGCUUCAUACAUUGAUGGAUUCUGGUGGAGUCACGGGGUCUCGUUCCUCUUCUCCACUGCUGCCUUUGCCUUGGCGAUAUUCAUUCGGCAGAGGCGUCUUGGAGGACCCGGGGAAUGACUGUCAUGGCAAGCACCAAGCUCAACCCUGAUGUCGAUAAACGGCCGGAGCGGCCUCGAAGAUAUUAACCCUUCCAGUAGCGGCAUGAUGGAAUUGGAACCCGCUGCAAUGGAGAGCAUUGGAGUGCAAAGGGCUAGACAACUGGAAGAUAUGGUCAUCAUGUCUAUGAAAUCUUGCCAUGUUUGUUGAAUAUGGUAUAACCAAGGAAAUACACAAUAAACGGCGAAUUGCAUUGGAGUCGGUGGCAAACAGACUGGUCUGAUGAGGAACUUAGGUGAUGAGAUGGGAAGAACGAGGAAACAUGUAUCAAA